AGCUGUGAUUCUGUGACGGACCGGCGGAAGUUAUCUCGCAAGAGCUAGCUAGACAUCCUACUUAUACAGCGUCCGAUCUUCUUGAGCCAGUGGAUUCCAUUUCACCAUUGUUAACGGUGGUCCGCGGCAGCGACAAGGGAUCGUUUUCUAUAUUCUCCAACGUUAGCGGCAGAAGCAGAUCGAUUGUCCUCUGGUCUCAGAACAAUUGAUAGAAGAACAACGUUUGGCACUCAAGCGGCUGGACUGUUCAAUCCUAAGGAAGCAUCUCAAUCUUGAAAGUAAACAGCAAGUGUAAUGGCUGCUAUGGACUUUACCUGCCUUCACCCAGUGAAGUUGCUUCCUCACAAGGGCCAGCUCUGUCUCUUUUCUUCUCCUGUAAGACAGAAGUAUCAGAGCAUCAAAUUUACCAGAAUUCAACAACAAGGAUAUCCCCUUAUUGCUUCUUGUCUUCCAAUAUCAGAUAAAGUUGUCUCCCCUGCACCCGAGAUCGACUUGUUACUGAACAGGGUCAAAUGGGAUGACAAAGGUUUGGCUGUUGCUAUAGCCCAGAACAUAGACACAGGAGCCAUCUUAAUGCAAGGGUUUGUGAACAAGGAAGCCUUGGAAGUUACCAUUUCCUCGCGCAAGGCAACAUUCUAUAGCAGGUCGAGGUCAAAAUUAUGGAUCAAGGGAGAGACGUCUAUGAACUUCAUUCAAGUUAAUGAAAUAUUUUUUGAUUGUGACUAUGAUUCUAUAAUAUAUCUUGGAAAGCCUGAUGGUCCUACUUGCCAUACAGGGGCGGAGACUUGUUACUACACUUCGGUGUUUGAUUCGUUAAAGAAUCCACAGGUUGAAGAAAAAGGGGUUGCUUUGACCACUCUGUAUUCCCUUGAAUCAAUUAUAUCUCAACGGAAAGAAGAGCUGUCACUGCCGGUGGAAGGGAAACCAUCAUGGACAAGGCGUUUAUUGACUAACGAUAAAUUGCUCUGCUCGAAAAUCAGGGAAGAAGCAGACGAGCUUUGUAGAACUCUAGAGGAAAAUGAGGAUGAAACUCGGACAGCCUCAGAGAUGGCGGAUGUUCUUUACCAUUCGAUGGCCCUGUUGGGACUUAGAGGUGUGAAAGUCGAAGAUGUUAUGGAGAUCUUGAGGAAACGCUUCUCAAAAUCAGGUAUUGAGGAGAAGGAAAACCGUCGCAAGUAGUAGGACUUACUUGCUGCAUUAUUUGUAUUAAGAUAAUCUUUCUGAGUAUUUUCAUUCUCUUUGUUAACUGUUUAUUGUUAUUCAUCUGGAUAAAAUGAUACAAUUUUUUGUUUGUUUUAUGUUUUAUGGUAGGGAAUAAUAAUACAUUUAUUUCCUGUU
Molecule: messenger RNA, 1338 nt
Organism: Impatiens glandulifera
Lineage: Eukaryota; Viridiplantae; Streptophyta; Magnoliopsida; Ericales; Balsaminaceae
Product: histidine biosynthesis bifunctional protein hisIE, chloroplastic
Exons: 6
Coding region: 295-1179 (294 amino acids)
Biological process (GO): L-histidine biosynthetic process
Molecular function (GO): phosphoribosyl-AMP cyclohydrolase activity; phosphoribosyl-ATP diphosphatase activity
Source: RefSeq, a predicted model, not a curated record